GGAAUUUAUUACUAUUUUUAUCAGGUUUUCAAAAACAGGGCGGAGGCCUUUGCAGCUGCCCUUAGAGACAAAGGGCGUGGGGAUGGUACUGUUGGCAUGUUCUCUUGGCUUGUUGUAGCAGCUAUUGCUGGCUCCUUGAACGUGUUGUUCACAAAUCCUGUUUGGGUUCUUGUGACUCGUAUGCAGACACACACUCAAGCUGAAAGAAAGAUUAUGGAGGAAAGGAGGGAGGCUUUGUUGAGGGAAGCUUCUGAAAGAAGUUUGAUAGAUUCAACUUUGCAAGAGAAAUUGGCUGAACUUGAUUCAGAAAAACCUCGUCCUCAUGGAACUUUGCAUGCGGCACGUGAGGUUUAUACUGAAGCGGGAAUUACUGGAUUCUGGAAAGGAAUUGUUCCAACACUUAUUAUGGUGUGCAAUCCUUCAAUUCAGUUCAUGAUUUACGAGAGCUUGUUGAAGCAUCUAAGGGCAAAGCGUGCUGCAAACAAGCAGGGAUCAAAAACUGUAACUGCUUUGGAGGUUUUUCUGUCGGGGGCCUUGGCAAAGCUGGGAGCAACUGUCUCAACCUACCCCUUGUUAGUUGUCAAGUCAAGGCUGCAAGCAAAGCAGGAGAUUGGUGGGAAUAUCUCAUUAAGAUACUCAGGUACUCUUGAUGCAAUAAUUAAAAUGAUCCGCUAUGAAGGAGUGUCUGGCUUUUACAAGGGAAUGAGCACCAAGAUAGUACAGAGUGUUUUUGCAGCUUCUGUACUUUUCAUGGUUAAGGAGGAGCUUGUCAAGGCAUACAUGACGCUGGCACAUAAAGCCAGAAAGUUACGUUGAGCUUGGUGAAAUGACCACUUCACUCCAUAAGAGGGAUUAUUCUGUCAUUGUGGCUUUCCUCUUUGUUGGCAAAGUUGUUGCUUCAUAUAGUUAUAGACGUUAUUGUGAAUCCUUGAUGGGCGCGUUGGCACUAUGGCCUGUGCAACCCAGUGCCCACCUUUCGAGACUAUAUGUUAUUUUCUGGCACUCCUUCCCCCAUUAAUUUAUGUUGUGAUGUCUGAUAACUAUGUUACUUGGGAAAAUGUGAUUUUAAAGGGAACCACGACGCUGUGGAAAUUACUUUCGGACAAUCUGAUUUAAUGAUAUUCAGAUCCAACCAUCCGUUUGAGAAAUA
This is a messenger RNA of Corylus avellana, 1150 nucleotides long. RefSeq names its product peroxisomal nicotinamide adenine dinucleotide carrier. The record is from RefSeq and is a predicted model, not a curated record. Gene Ontology annotation, biological process: transmembrane transport; nucleotide transport. NCBI's taxonomy places the organism in Eukaryota, Viridiplantae, Streptophyta, Magnoliopsida, Fagales, Betulaceae.